This is a messenger RNA of Lentinula edodes (shiitake mushroom), 1311 nucleotides long. RefSeq names its product katanin p60 ATPase domain-containing protein. NCBI's taxonomy places the organism in Eukaryota, Fungi, Basidiomycota, Agaricomycetes, Agaricales, Omphalotaceae. The coding region runs from base 1 to 1311 and encodes 436 amino acids. The transcript is spliced from 7 exons. Gene Ontology annotation, molecular function: ATP binding; ATP hydrolysis activity. The record is from RefSeq and is a predicted model, not a curated record. Gene Ontology annotation, biological process: endosomal transport; vacuole organization.
AUGGCAAAUUCAAACAGUCUAGACCGCGCUAUCGAGAUAGUCCAGAAAGCUAUCGACGAAGAUGUCAAACAGAAUUACGAUAGUGCAUACAAACAAUACAUGAAUUCGUUGGAUUAUUUCAUGCUUGCGUUGAAGUAUGAGAAGAACGAGAAAUCAAAACUACUGAUCCGGACAAAGAUCAAUGAAUAUCUCUCUCGUGCGGAAACUUUAAAGGAACACAUGAAUGCACAAAGCGAGAAGCGAGGUAAGAGUGCGGUAGGGGCCAAUGGUAGCAGCACGGGUAUAGGUCCAAACGGCAGACAAAAAGAAGACGGAGAUGAUCCUGAAAUGAAGAAGUUGCGCGACAGCUUGGCUGGUGCGAUUAUUUCUGAGAAGCCGAACGUUAAGUGGGACGAUGUUGCUGGACUCGAGGGCGCAAAGGCUUCGUUAAAGGAAGCCGUUAUCCUGCCACUCAAAUUCCCACAUCUAUUCACUGGAAAGCGUACACCAUGGAGAGGUAUACUACUGUAUGGUCCACCAGGAACUGGAAAAUCAUACUUGGCGAAGGCUGUAGCAACCGAAGCGAAAAGCACCUUUUACAGUAUCAGUUCCAGUGAUCUUGUCAGCAAGUGGCAAGGAGAAUCAGAACGGCUUGUCAAGCAACUAUUCCAACUUGCACGAGAGUCAAAACCAUCCAUUAUUUUCAUAGACGAGAUAGACGCGCUUACAGGGACCCGGAAUGAAUCUGAAUCUGAAGGAUCCAGGCGAAUCAAAACCGAGUUCCUUGUCCAAAUGAACGGUGUGGGACAUGACGACACAGGCGUUCUUGUCCUCGGUGCAACCAAUAUACCAUGGCAGUUGGACAAUGCUAUCAAACGACGGUUUGAGAAGAGGAUAUACAUCCCUCUCCCUGGCCCGGACGCUCGGCGGCGUAUGUUUGAACUACAUGUUGGUUCCACACCCUGUCAUCUUGGCCCAAAAGACUACCGCACACUCGCAGACCAUACAGAAGGGUACUCUGGUUCAGAUAUCGCCAUCGUCGUUCGAGAUGCACUCAUGCAGCCUGUCCGCAAACUAUUGUCUGCUACACAUUUCAAGAAAAUACCCGACCCCGCUGAUUCUAGUGUGUUAAAGUGGACGCCCUGUUCACCGGGUGACCCCGACGCAGAAGAGAAAUCGUGGGAGACUAUUGAGUCAGAUGAGCUCAUCGAACCACCCUUGAAGUUGGCCGACUUUAUGAAGUCACUGGAGACGAACAAAUCUACAUGCACAGCAGCCGACAUCAAGAAACAUGAUGAUUGGACUCGAGAAUCAGGUAAUGAUGGGGCGUGA